AUGUACAUUUCCAUGGGAAUUAAAAUAGGUGGUGAUACCUGCGAACCUCUCUUAUUCGAGCUUUACUCUGACAUAGUACCAAAGACUUGUGAGAAUUUUAUAAAACUAUGCACAGGAGAGCUUGGCAUUAUUGCAAAGAAUGGAGAUCAGAAAUAUCGGAUGCAUUAUCUAAACACAAUAUACUUUAGGCUAGUUCCAGGCGGGUGGAUUCAGGGCGGAGACAUCUUUCGCGGAAGCGGAGAUGACGGUAGGUCUAUCUACGGCCCAAGAUUCGAAGGUUUAGUAAAUCUCAAAUAA
This is a messenger RNA of Rodentolepis nana, 297 nucleotides long. Lineage: Eukaryota; Metazoa; Platyhelminthes; Cestoda; Cyclophyllidea; Hymenolepididae. The record is from the annotation of a GenBank genome assembly.